Messenger RNA from Sinocyclocheilus rhinocerous, 876 nucleotides. Its product is annotated as dnaJ homolog subfamily B member 9. The coding region runs from base 292 to 828 and encodes 178 amino acids. Gene Ontology annotation, molecular function: protein-folding chaperone binding; misfolded protein binding. Gene Ontology annotation, cellular component: endoplasmic reticulum. Gene Ontology annotation, biological process: ERAD pathway. Lineage: Eukaryota; Metazoa; Chordata; Actinopteri; Cypriniformes; Cyprinidae. The transcript is spliced from 3 exons. The record is from RefSeq and is a predicted model, not a curated record.
UUAUUCCUCCACAAAGUGAACUUCUGAACACAAGAACGAAACGAGAUGCCGCCUUGCUCGUUUAUUUCGUGAACAAAUCUUUUUUUUUUUCGAACAAAUCUUUUAAGUGAACGAAUCGUCGUGCACGAAAUAAACGAGCAAGUCGGCAUUUUUUUCGUGAAAAGAAUCGUGUUCGUUAGCAGGUACGAUACCGUAUCGAAACGUUGAGUUUGCAUAAUUGUUUGUUUGUUAAUCGCAAUUAGACUUAUUUCUUUUGGGAGUGCUGGGUGUAUUACUAUCAUACUUUGGUGGAUGAUGGCUACAGCAGAGCAUUUAUGCAUAGUACUUCUGUUAUGUGUGUGUGCCUGUACUUGUUUGAGUGACUAUUACUCACUGCUUGGAGUUUCUCGCUCUGCAUCUUCAAGAGAGAUCAAGAAAGCAUUUCACAGGCUGGCCCUUAAACACCAUCCUGAUAAAAACCAAAGUCCUAAUGCACAGCAGAUCUUCACACACAUUGCUCAAGCUUAUGAGGUACUAUCUGACAGAGAGAAGAGACGAGUCUAUGAUCAAAUGGACCACUUAACUAACCCUGAUCAGGCCAGGGAGGGAAAGUUCAAGAAAGAUGAAAAAGAGGAUAUGGACAGCAAUCCCUUUGUCGAUAAAGGGACAUUUCAUAGUAAAAGGGGUUUCCAGCAUUUUAGUUUAGAGGAGCUGCUUCAUUCACUGCGGAUGGAUGAUGACUUCUUUAUGGGCGAGCAACCUGGUUAUGAAGGAUGGAGUUUUAUUUUUGGGCCUGAGGAUGAUGAUGAUGAAACGGUCCUCCUCAGUGAUCUUUUCAACAUGCUUUAAUGUCAAGGGUUUGUGUAUCUUGACCACAUUAAGUUAAUAUAUUUAUUA